CACACAAACAGUUACACCUUAAUUAUUCACAGCCUGUUACUCCUUACACUCUCGCACUUCCACUCUCCCCCAAAUUUAAAGUACUCCAUUAAAUCCCUUUAUCUCUUCUCUUCUCCUCUCCUAAAGCCUAAAAGUAACCAAACCUUCAAACUAAAGUUUCUCCCUUCCCUAUUCUCCUUUUUAAUCCUUACUUUACUACUCUCAAUGAACUUCUUUUCUAUAAUUAUUUUCCUUAAACCAAACGUUAAUUUUUGCAUAAUAACUACCCAUUAAACCCACAUAAAAUCCCACCUUUUUUUUUUCUUAUCUUCCAUCAAUGUCAAAAAGGGUAACCCUUUAUUUCUGAAAAUACCCAGAAAAUAUAUCCCUAAUUUUCUACAAAAUGAGGAAAAUAACUACCCUAAAACCUCCAAAGAUUACAACAUUUUUUCUUUUUUUGUUCAUAAUUCCAACUGCAUUGUCAGAUCUUUCUUCAAGUAGAUCAGCACUAAUUUCUUUAUCAUCUGCUGUGGGUGGUCGUACUCUUUUAUGGAACACUUCAACCAUAAACCCUUGUUCAUGGUCAGGUGUUCAGUGCAAAAACGACACUGUUUUAGGCCUUCAUUUACCUGGGUUUUCUUUAACUGGUGAAAUCCCACAUGGGGUUUUUUCCAAUUUAACAUCCCUUAAAACUCUUAGUCUUCGUUUCAACAAACUUUCAGGAAAUUUACCUUCAGAUCUUGCUUUAUGUUCUGAGUUAAGGAACAUUUAUUUGCAAGAUAAUGAAUUUGUGGGUGAAAUCCCAGAAUUUAUUUCUUCUCUUAAGAAUUUGGUUAGGUUGAAUUUGGGUAAUAAUAAUUUUAGUGGAGAAGUUCCUGAAUCUUUGAAGAAUCUGAAAAGGUUGAAGACAUUGUAUCUUCAAGAUAAUAAUUUAUUUGGGUUUAUGCCAGAAUUAAAAUUGCAAUUAGACCAAUUUAAUGUUUCUAAUAAUAAAUUAAAUGGGUCAAUUCCUGUUAGCCUUAGUUCUAUGCCUGUCACAGCCUUUGAAGGUACUGAACUUUGUGGAAAACCUCUUCAAAUUUGCCCUGGAAUUGCUGCAGGUACUGGUAUAUUAACUGGAGAACAAAGGAGAAAAAAGAAGGGUCUGUCGGGCGGAGCGAUUGCAGGGAUUGUGAUUGGAGCUGUUGUGGCCUUUGCUUUGAUUUUGAUGAUCAUUGUGUUUAUAUGUGGUAAGAAGAGGAGUAGGAAGAGCAAUGCAAUUGAUCUUGCGUCAAUUAAUAAGCAGUUGGGGAUUGAGAUUCCGGAGGAUAAGCCUGUUGGGGAUGCCGAUAAUGGUGGGUUGGGAAGCGGGUAUUCAGUUUCGGCAAUGGCAGCAGCUGCCAUGGCGAACAAUGGAAGUGCGAAAAUAGAUGAGGUGAAUGGAGGACUAAACAAAAAGUUGGUGUUUUUUGGAAAUGGAAUCGGUGGUAAGACAUUUGAUUUGGAAGAGUUGUUGAGAGCUUCGGCUGAAGUUUUAGGGAAAGGUACGUUUGGGACAGCGUAUAAGGCGGUUCUAGAGUUGGGGACUGUGGUUUCCGUAAAGAGGUUGAAGGAUGUGAUUCUUGAAGAGAAAGAAUUUAAGGAGAAAAUCGAAGCUGUUGGUGCAAUGGAAAAUGAGUAUUUGGUUCCUCUUCGAGCAUAUUAUUACAGUCAGGAUGAGAAGCUCCUUGUUUAUGAUUACAUGCCCAUGGGAAGUUUGUCUGCGUUUUUACAUGGAAACAAAGGAGCUAGUAAGACUCCGCUAAACUGGGAAAUGAGGUCAAGCAUUGCCCUAGGAGUAGCUCGUGGUAUUACAUAUCUACAUUCUCGAGGCUCUAAUUUCUGCCACGGGAAUAUCAAAUCAUCCAAUGUCCUCCUCACAAAAACUUACGAGCCUCGUGUGUCUGACUUCGGCUUAGCACAGCUCGUGGGCCCAUCAACCACUCCAACCCGAGUCAAUGGGUACCGUGCACCAGAAGUAACAGAACCUCGAAAAGUAUCCCAAAAAGCAGAUGUGUACAGCUUCGGGGUGCUACUCUUAGAACUCCUAACCGGCAAAGCACCAACACACGCUCUCUUAAACGAAGAAGGGGUCGAUCUACCAAGAUGGGUACAAUCCGUUGUGAGAGACGAUUGGGCUUCAGAGGUGUUCGAUCUAGAACUGCUUAGGUAUACACAUGCCGAGGAAGAGAUGGUCGAGCUCUUGCAGCUCGCUGUAGACUGUGCGGCCCAGUACCCGGACGCCCGCCCCUCAAUGCAAGAAGUAAUCGACCGAAUCGACAAGCUUUGUAGUGCUAGUGAUCCAAACAAUCCCUCAUUUGUUGAUGCAGAUGACAGAUCUUUCCAUUGAAAAAUUGGAUCAUCCAACUGUUUCAACGGUCUUUAUUUUAAAAAAAUUAUUUAUUUUUAAUUUGUUUUUUAAGUGGGGUAGUGAUGAAACAUGUGAAGUAGUAGUUGUUAGAGACAUGAAUUGAUUUGGGUGGCUGUAAUUAUAAGUGAGAUAGUGAGUGUGGUAACUGGUUACUUUACAGCAGAUUACGCCCAUUUUCAUAUUGUGUUGUUAGACAUCUUUAGUUUUAUUGGCGAUGAUGGGGUAUGCUAUCCAAUUGGAGUACUAUCUUAAUUUGAUGACAAUCUUUGUUUUGCAUGCC
Molecule: messenger RNA, 2648 nt
Organism: Amaranthus tricolor (Joseph's coat)
Lineage: Eukaryota; Viridiplantae; Streptophyta; Magnoliopsida; Caryophyllales; Amaranthaceae
Product: probable inactive receptor kinase At1g48480
Exons: 3
Coding region: 383-2347 (654 amino acids)
Biological process (GO): protein phosphorylation
Molecular function (GO): ATP binding; protein kinase activity; protein binding
Source: RefSeq, a predicted model, not a curated record